This is a messenger RNA of Setaria italica (foxtail millet), 1687 nucleotides long. Its product is annotated as transcription factor SPEECHLESS. Gene Ontology annotation, molecular function: DNA-binding transcription factor activity; protein dimerization activity. The record is from RefSeq and is a predicted model, not a curated record. The transcript has 3 exons. Lineage: Eukaryota; Viridiplantae; Streptophyta; Magnoliopsida; Poales; Poaceae. Gene Ontology annotation, cellular component: nucleus. Bases 229 to 1392 code for a protein of 387 amino acids. Gene Ontology annotation, biological process: positive regulation of DNA-templated transcription; stomatal complex development; guard cell differentiation.
UGUCUCUCUCUCUCUCUCCUCUCACUUUUCCGAGCCACACUGCUUAAAAGGAGCAAAAGAUUCCUCUCACUUUUCCCACACAUUCUCUCCGAUACCAUUCCCCUCUCUAUGAUCAGAUUCAGAGGCUAUAUCUAGGCACGCGAUCGAGGCAAGUACGUGCAGAGGCAGCUUUCGCGCCGGCUUACUUUUGCCGUGCAACUGCACUUUGCUUGCCGAGAGGUGUCAUCAAUGGCGGACGGCCUGUGCGAGCUCAUGGUCGACGGCCACCGCGACCUCCGGCACCUGUCGGGCGCCGAAGACCUCUUCAGCAUCCUCGAGACGUGGGAGGAGUGCAUGAACGGCGGCGGCGGUGGAGGUGGCGGCGGUUCUUCUGAGGCGAUGCCAGCAUAUAGCCAGAGCUCCACCGGCGGUUCUGAUUCCGGGGCCGUGGCGGGGGCUAGGCCGGCGGCGAACAGCCGGCGGCGCUCGCGCGAUGAGGAGAGAGGCGUUGGCCGUGGCGCUCCGGUGCCGAAGAAGCAGAAGGUUUCGGCGGCGGCGGCCAUAACGGCGCAGGAUGCGGCCGCCGAUGAGGGGGCGGCGAAGAUGUCGCAUAUCGCGGUGGAGCGCAACCGGAGGAAGCAGAUGAACGAGCACCUCGCUGUGCUUCGUUCGCUGAUGCCAUGCUUCUACGUCAAGAGGGGAGACCAAGCGUCCAUCAUAGGAGGCGUGGUUGACUACAUCAAGGAGCUUCAGCAGGUGCUGCGUUCGCUGGAGGCCAAGAAGCACCGCAAGGCCUACGCGGAGCAGGUGCUCAGCCCGCGGACCACCGUGUCGGCGGCCAGCCCGCGGCCGCUCGUCAAGCCCACGCCGCCGCUGAGCCCGCGUGUGGCGGUGCCGAUAAGCCCACGGACGCCGACGCCCGGCAGCCCGUACAAGCCACCGCCCGCAGGCGGGGCUGCCGCCGGAAGCAGGGUCCCGCACCCGGCGGCCUACAUGAUGCCGUCGCCGGCGAUGACGCCCGCGACGUCGUCGUCGUCGUCGUCCUACUCGCACGACCAGCAGCACUACCCGGCGACGUCGCAGCCGUACCUGCCGACCCUGGACAGCCUCGUGACCGAGCUCGCCGCGCAGGCCGCCGGCGCCGGCAGACCCGCGGCGGCCGGGCUCGCCCUCCCCGACGUGAGGGUGGAGUUUGCGGGGCCCAACCUGGUGCUGAAGACGGUGUCGCACCGCGCGCCGGGGCAGGCGCUCAAGAUCAUCGCCGCUCUCGAGAGCCUCUCGCUCGAGAUCCUCCACGUCAGCGUCAGCACCGUCGACGACACCAUGGUGCACUCCUUCACCAUCAAGAUUGGGAUCGAGUGUGAGCUUAGCGCGGAGGAGCUUGUGCACGAAAUUCAGCAGACGCUCUUGUGAUGUGUGAUUGGCUACAGAGAGUGAUCGAUCGAGCAACUUGGAUAAUGCGUGGCUGUCCAUGCAGGCAGCUCAACAGUUAACACAGGAGCACAGCUAUCUCCGUGCUACUGUGGUGUGGCUGAGCAAGCUGUAGGCUCUAGUCAGUAGUUAUAGAUCAGGGCUUAUUUCGAUCUGUAGCUGUGUGUAGCGCGUACCUUAGAGAUGGUUAUUGUCUUGAUUUCUACCGCUGAAUAACGGAUCCCUUUAAUUUUGAUCUUGAUCGACCGGUGUAUGUACAUCGUUCUCUCCUAGUUUA